AUGCGAGUCUGGGAGUGCGACAAGAAGAUGGAGAGACCAAAGAAGCAAGUGAUACUUUUCCAUUGUGUGGAAGCUGAAGAUUUGGCAUGCAAGGAAAGAUUUUACUUCAAUGAUACUGUAUUGCCUGUGUUUGAGAGUGGAAUCCCACUUUUGAAGCAACGGCUUCAGCAACUUCCAGAGUUAGAUAAGAUCAUCAUUGCAUUUUUUUAUGACGGAGCUUGGAAAAGAUUCCACAAGCUGUUCGAUCAUUUUCCUAUGGUCAUCUGCAACAAGGUUCGGGAAGGAGACAAGAGAAUAGUCAGAAUAAAGGAGGGUAACCCUGCGGGCUGCCAUGUUGUUAUCGUUGAUGACUUGGUGCAAUCUGGUGGCACCUUAAUUGAAUGUCAGGUUUUGCUUCUUGCCUUCUCCUUUUAUGUAUUUUAUUUUUGUUGA
Striga asiatica is the source of this 432-nucleotide messenger RNA. The record is from the annotation of a GenBank genome assembly. Lineage: Eukaryota; Viridiplantae; Streptophyta; Magnoliopsida; Lamiales; Orobanchaceae.